Molecule: messenger RNA, 207 nt
Organism: Entrophospora sp. SA101
Lineage: Eukaryota; Fungi; Glomeromycota; Glomeromycetes; Entrophosporales; Entrophosporaceae
Source: the annotation of a GenBank genome assembly
AUGAUCGAUCAACUUUUUAAAAUUAUCGGAUCAUCUUAUUCAGGGGGUCAAACUCCAAAUUUUAUUGUAUAUAAUCGUAAUAAUGUUGCACAAGAAAAAAUAAUUUCGAAAGGGUCCGAUUCCGAUUUAGAGGAAACAACAAAUAAUGAUUAUGCUAAAGCAGUGGAGUAUCAAUCAUUAGUUUUAAUCCCUGAAAUCUUUAUGUGA